Messenger RNA from Sinocyclocheilus grahami, 3412 nucleotides. Its product is annotated as polyhomeotic-like protein 3. Gene Ontology annotation, biological process: negative regulation of DNA-templated transcription. Gene Ontology annotation, molecular function: chromatin binding; zinc ion binding; histone binding. Gene Ontology annotation, cellular component: nucleus; PRC1 complex. The coding region runs from base 57 to 2870 and encodes 937 amino acids. The transcript is spliced from 15 exons. The record is from RefSeq and is a predicted model, not a curated record. Lineage: Eukaryota; Metazoa; Chordata; Actinopteri; Cypriniformes; Cyprinidae.
GCCUCAGGAGCGUUUUGUUUUUAUCUCCAUUUUCGAGCGCGCUGUCGCAGUACAACAUGACUGAGCCUGAGGACGUGACAGAGCACAGCAGCGCGCGCUCACGUCUCAUAUCCAUAUCAGGCGACACAGAUAAACAGAAUCAGGAAGAGAUGGAGGAUGAUGGCUGUGUGACAGCAGCACUCCACACAGCCUCCAGCAGCACUGCACCCACCACCAGUGCCACGCCAGUGAGCUCUACACCCAGAUCCAACACUCCCACAGGCACUCAGCCCAGCGGCAUUCCUCUGGGAAACAUCACUUCAGACAGGCAGGCGGUCCAGGUAAUCCAGCAGACGCUACACAGACCACAGAGCAUGACAGCUCAGUACCUACAACAGAUGUAUGCUGCCCAACAACAGCAUAUCCUGCUGCAGACGGCUGCACUACAACAGCAGCAUCAACAGAACCUCACGGCUACACAAAUCCUGACCACUACAGAGCAGGCCACGCAGACUAAUGGCAGGCAGCUCCCCUCCUCCCCUCCAUCAUCCAAUGGGAAUGUAACUCGGCUGGCUAGUGUGUCUCAAACAUCAAUCACCAUGCCAACCUCUCCUGUAACUCAGCCAAUAGGUCACAUCCAGGUCACUAGCUCUAAUAGUACAGCAGGAGCCAUAUCCCAGCAGGCCAUGCUUCUAGGAAACAGCUCUCCCACAGGUAGCCAGGCCCAAAUGUAUCUGCGCACUCAGAUGCUGAUUCUUACUCCUGCUGCCACUGUAGCUGCUGUUCAACCUGAUCUGACGGUUGUAAGUUCAGUGUCCUCUCAAUCAGCAUCAUCACAGGUUCAAAGUCUGGCUCUCCGCACUCAUCUUCUUGCUACUCCCCAGAACGUCCAGAUCAAGCCUUCUCUUCAAGGCCAGACGCUGGUGUCCCCCCAGCCCAAGAUGUCCAUUUGCCCACUGAAGUCCACACAGCUGUCCCAGAACCUGGCAGAAACUUCUAGAAGUGAGUCACUGUUGACCGAUGUUACUCAGCCAGCAUCAGCCCAACCACUCAUUCCUCUUUCAACCUUCACUCCAGUUCAGUCUCAUACAUUGGUCAGACACCAGCUGCAUUGCCCUUCCGGCCAGAGGGUGGCGCCACACCAGCUCAUCAUCCAGCAGAGCUCUACCGCUCAAAGACAGGUCCAGCCCAUUGCGCUGCAUGUCAUGCAGCAUGACAGCUCUCCUCCACCCCUUGCCCUGCAGUCCCGUACCACUCCCACUACAGCCACCGUCCAAUCACAGCACACAGAGUUCCUCUCAGUGCCCUCCUCUGCAAAUCAUCCCAGCAAUCAGUCAGCAGUGGUGUCUACAUCCACAGCUCCCCCUGCAGUGCUCCCUGACCCUCCACCACUUCAUCUGGGCCCAGUGCUAGAGCCGGUCUCCCAGUAUUCACCUCUGUCCAGCCCCCCUCCUCUCACCAUGGCUCUGCCCAGGCUGGUCCAGCCACAGAGACUGUCUCUACGCUCAGUCCAGACCGUAGCUGUCCAGUCUGACCACAUGCUGGUGUCUGAAGAGGAGCUCCCAGUCGCUGAAGCAGUAGUUCAGUUGCCUUUUCAGAAUCUGCCGCCACCACAGACAGUGGCAGUGGACCUAAAGGUGCAACCUGCCACACAAACAGAAGCUCCCUCGGCAACACCACUGUUGAAGGAGAGUGGAAGCAUGGAUUUGGUGAAGGAUGUAGAACAUGCAUGUCCUCAGAACAGAACUCCCACCCCGCCACCACUGUCCCCACCAGAUGAGCCCCAGGGAAGCUCUGAUGAUGCAACAACACAACCAGAAAACUGUACAGCUGAUCUGGACCAACCAAGCUUACCAUCGAGCAGAUCUGUUAUGCGGUCACCAGAGGACCCCACAUAUGCCAACAGUUCCCCCCCUCCCCUCCUCUCCUCUGCGGUAAGAAGCACCAGCAGGCUUCCCCCAGCCAGCCUUCCAGGGAAUCCUGAGGGUCGGCCCUCACAGGCCAUCGUUAGACCUCACAUCCUCACACACCUCAUUGAGGGCUUCGUCAUCCGAGAGGCCCUGGAGCCGUUCCCGGUGAGACAUGCUUCCUUAGAGAUGAACCUGCAGGCCACACUGCCAGAAGAUAGAGAGAACGGAGAAUCAGCACAGGAUGACUGCCUGAUGGAUGCGGACCAACCAGAGAACUCCACCGAUUCCGACAUUGAUAACCCACCUGCUGAGGAUGAACAGACAGUUGAAAACCUGCCUGUCGUACUCAAAUGCGAGUUCUGUGGGAAGAGAGGCUUUGCUCGUACCUUCCUCAGGUCCAAACGCUUCUGCUCCAUGACAUGCGUCAGAAGAUUCAAUGUAAGCUGUAAAAAGCGCCUGAACCUGUUUAGCUCAGAAAAAGUUGGCCGUUGGCCACACAGGCCCAUGGGCAAGCGGGGGAGACCACCUAGUCACAUAAACGGCAGGUCCAGGGAGCACUUCCUCAGGCAGCAGCUGCAAGACUCCCAUCGUACCAGCAACAACCCGAGAGUCUCGAAUUCAAUUUGGAUUGAGAGAGAAGAGGAGGAGGAUCCACCAGGCCCGAUGACAACAAGGCUGCGUUUGCAGGCCGAAAGAGAGAAGGAGCAAGACAGAGAAAGGGAACAGAGCAGAGUGGAGAGCAGCAGCAGCUCUGACUGUCUUCUUGACUCAAGUCCCUCACAGUGGAGCGUGGAGCAAGUGUGCUCCUUCAUCAGCUCUUUACCAGGGUGCCAUGAUAUUGCUGCAGAGUUCUGCUCACAGGAGAUUGACGGACAGGCCCUGUUGCUGCUUACGGAGGACCAUCUCAUGAGCGCUAUGAACAUUAGACUGGGCCCUGCACUCAAAAUCUGUGCGCAGAUCAAUGCUCUCAAAGAACAUUAGACAGGCUUGUCUUUCCACUCUCAGUAUGUGGGUCAUAUUCGGUCACAGUUUUCGAGAGUCAGAUUCCUCUAAAGUGCCAUAUCAGUAUGUGGCCAUUCUACAAAUACUGUAGACACCUUCUUCAUAUACCUCAAAGUUUCAUGAUAGACUUAUUUUGGAUUUCAUUCCAUUCGGUGAAAAGUUUUAUAGUAUCUAAAAUUAAUUCUGAUCUUGUAUAUUACAUUUAUAGUUAACAGACCAACUGGAAAGAAAGAUUAUGAAGAAUGAGAAAUGAUGAAACUGAGCAGCCACAAUUUUUUGAAGCUGGUGCAUAAUGUACAAAGUGUUUAAAAAAAAAAAACUAUUGACAACACUUUAAAUACAAAGAAACUCUUUUCAAAUUAUGUAAAUGUUUACAAAAACACAGAGUAUAUAAUGUGUUGAAAAAUAAAGAUUUAUUGAUAAACAUCAAUUGCAAAGUCCUGAAUAUUUUUUUUUUAAUGUACAUUAGUCCAGAAUUCAGUUGCAUUAAAAUGCAACAACUUUGGCAUCUUUUCGUACAU